AUGGAGCAUUACGAUUGUAUCAUGGAGCAAGAAGCUUUGGGAAAAGGCAAUUGCAGGCGACACAUAAUGGGAGAAGCUGUCCCAGGAAAGGAUGAACACAAGUGCCGAGGAGUCAAAUCUUACCGCGCUUGUCUCGCUCCCCAUCUGAAGAAGAACUGUGGUCUUGCAGCAGUCAAAGAAUUCGAUGCUAGUGUACUUCAGUUUGGCUGCUCAGUCUAG
Cylicostephanus goldi is the source of this 219-nucleotide messenger RNA. The record is from the annotation of a GenBank genome assembly. NCBI's taxonomy places the organism in Eukaryota, Metazoa, Nematoda, Chromadorea, Rhabditida, Strongylidae.